Coccidioides immitis RS is the source of this 504-nucleotide messenger RNA. RefSeq lists its product as uncharacterized. The coding region runs from base 1 to 504 and encodes 167 amino acids. The transcript is spliced from 4 exons. The record is from RefSeq and is a predicted model, not a curated record. NCBI's taxonomy places the organism in Eukaryota, Fungi, Ascomycota, Eurotiomycetes, Onygenales, Onygenaceae.
AUGCUUGGGAUGGCAACAUUUGUGCCUAUGUUCAAGAAUACACUACUAUUGCCAGGGCUACCUGAGAAGCUUCAGAAUAAGAUUAUUGACAAGGCCAAGCUCAAUCUUUCAGACAAUAUAUCACCUAGUGAUUUUAGGAAAGUUGUUCAGAUGACUAUGGAUUUGAUCAACCAGUAUGAAGAGAAUAAGAGAAUCUUUAAAGAAGAUAAAAUGAAACAGAAGAAAAUGAAGAAGCUUGCUCCAAAGAAAGCAGCUAGUUUUGCAAAGACUGAAGAAUCUGAAUUAAAAUCCAAAGUCAAGAACUCUAACAGUGCCAAUAUUGAAGCUGCUAUUGAAAAGAUGACCAAUAAGUUCACAAAUUUGGCAUUGGCCAUAAGAGCUAUAGUGGUGCUUGUGGAUGAGAAGGAGCUUGAACUGGAGGAAUUUCAACAUGUCUCUGAUGCUUCUACUGUGGAAAACCUGGACAUUGUCAAUCUCAGUGUUAUGAAUACCAAUCUGAUAUAA